GGAAAAUUUGCAACUUAUCGCAGGAGGGAGUUGAGUUUUGUUUGUGCGACAGUUCCCACGCGUCCCUCCGACAGUCCCAGCCCUCGCCCUCCGCCCUCGUCCUCCGCCAGCCGAGUUCCGAUACGCACUCCCUCAGUGACGGCCGCGCGAUACGCACGCGACUCCCCACACGCGACGGUUCCAUCAACAUCUCGUGUCUGAAUCUUCAGCAUGGUACUCACCGACUUCCUCACGGAGACCAGGAGGAAGUGGCUGCAGGCCUUCAAGCUAUUCAAGAGAAGUAAGAACAGAAGCAGCACUCGCAACCGCGUCUCUCCUCUGGUUCGGUCGCCGUCUUACAACGGCACCGUGGACGCCAGACCGGAGAUCGACAUACAGAGGUUCUGCCCCUGCAGGACCUCCCUGCCACCUCUACACCUGCACCAGGCCUACGAGAACACCUACAGCAGUUACAACAGCUACGGGUCGGGAAACGAGAGCCUCCAGAGCUACGGAAACGAAUCGAUGAACGACUCCGCGUACGACUCCACGAGGAGCAGCCCGGCGCACCGACCGGUGUGUUACGCUACAGUCACGUACUUCAACGUCAACGACAGCGAAGACAGCAGUAGCAUACACACGGAGUACACGUUGCUGGACCCCGAGCUCGACCCGGACCACGACCUGGACCAAGACCUGGAGCUGGACGGCAACGAGCAGAGGCAGAACAUCAUCAACGAGAGCCUCGAACUCGUUAGCACGUUAUAGAUAGACUGUCACACGGCCGAGGACUGGCAGUGUCAGUGUCAGUCAGUCAGCAUUUACUAACACUUAGAAUAUAAAUGUGAGGCGUUCAGUUUGUAACAUAUAUUAUCUCCAGUGUGUACAUAUAUUAUAUCGUGGAGACCGCGCGAGAUACCGCGACCCGAGUCUUAUCAGCAGUCAAGGAGUCUCUUGAAGGAUUCUGCGUUUGUUCUUGUUUUGUGAUUCUUUUAUGCGAAGAGCUCGUAUCCUUGAGGCUGCGAGGAGUUCGCGACCUCAUAGAUAACGACUGAUAACGGCCACGGAUUACGGAACAUUUAAAAUUCAAAUAGCUCUUAAGAUCAUUAAGAUAUUACUAAAUUAUUACAUUUAUAUAACAGAGAGGAUUUAUCAUUUUUAUUAUAGAAAUUUAUAUAACUCAUCUACACACACAUUUUAAGAUUUUCUUUUCUCAAACGAUGUUAUUCUUAAAAAUAAUAAAACUGAAUGUGUUUUUAACUUUUUCUAAGAGUAUUACAGAACCGCAGUUUUAUAGAAUGAACAUAUAUUUACUAUUUAAUAGGGAAUCGAUUGGUUCAGUAUAUUAUUUUAAUUUAUAUUAUUAGUGAGUAAUGUUGUAUGCUGUACAUAUCUCUUAUAACCAAAGUUAUUGUGAUACUAUAACGUCAGAUAUAGUUCGUUGAUCUCAAAUAUAAAACAUAGGUUUAUAAUAGUUUGUAAGAUUUUCGUUUUAAUAAAUAUAAUUAUAAUGUGACAAA
Messenger RNA from Danaus plexippus (monarch butterfly), 1499 nucleotides. RefSeq lists its product as uncharacterized. Bases 211 to 747 code for a protein of 178 amino acids. The record is from RefSeq and is a predicted model, not a curated record. The transcript is spliced from 2 exons. NCBI's taxonomy places the organism in Eukaryota, Metazoa, Arthropoda, Insecta, Lepidoptera, Nymphalidae.